AUAUGAAACGCAUCAUAUCAAGGAAAAUUAUUAUUCUCUUUAUAUUCGUCGCAUCCACGCAGGGGAACAACUUGUCGGAGGAGAAUGAGGAAUACCUGAGGUUCCCACCGAACUUUCUCCUGGGUGCUGCGACUGCAGCAUACCAAAUCGAAGGAGCUUGGAACGUUAGCGACAAAGGAGAAAGUAUUUGGGAUCGAUUCUCUCACGAAAGAAAUGGACUUAUCGUCAAUAACGAUACCGGUGAUAUCGCCUGUGAUUCGUAUCAUAAAUUUAGAGAAGAUGUAUCUCUACUGAAAUAUAUCGGGAUAAGUAUGAAAUAUUGUUGUAUAAUUGAAUUACAUAUAUUGUAGAUUUUCUUAGUCCAAGAUCUCUGAAACACAAUUAUUGUUUUAUCGUUAAAAGAUUAAUUUAUAUUGUACUUAAUAGAUGAAGGCCUAUCGUUUUUCCAUAAGCUGGCCACGUAUAUUGCCAACUGGUUUUUCUAAUAACAUUAGUAAAGAAGGUGUUACUUAUUACCAUAACCUUAUCGAUGAUUUAUUGAUUAAUGACAUCGAACCUAUCGUAACACUCUAUCACUGGGAUCUUCCUCAAGUAAUCGAAGAUGCUGGAGGAUGGUUGAAUCCACACGUGAUCGAUUGGUUUGUAGACUAUGCUAGAGUCGCUUUCAAGGAAUUCGCUCCAAAAGUAAAGAAAUUCAUAACGUUGAACGAACCAUUGGAUAAUUGUAUUUACGUUUAUAAUAUGAGAAUUCACGCACCCUCUAAAUCGUCUUUACGCGGCAUUGGAGAAUAUAUUUGUGGAGAGAAUAUAUUAAAGGCUCAUGCUCGUGUUUAUCGAAUGUAUCAGAAAGAAUUCAAAGAUAUUUAUAAUGGCUUAGUUGGUAUCAAUGCUCACGUAAAGAAUUUUUAUCCAAAGCAUGAAAAUGAUUCAGAAUCCGUAGAAAUAGCGUUUCAGUUCUCAAUAGGUUGGAUGCUUCAUCCUAUAUUUUCUGAAACAGGUCAUUAUCCUAAUAUAAUGAAAAAUUUGAUAGAUAUAAAGAGUCAAAAACAAGAUUAUUCACGAUCUCGAUUACUCAAGCUUGGAGAUAAUUGGGUGGAUUAUAUUCGCGGUGCUUCCGAUUUUUUGUUAAUAAACCAUUACACUUUUGCAAGAGUCGAACGGGGAGACGUUGGAUUAAAACCUUCAUUCUUUAACGACCAAGGACUAAUAGAAGAUCAAGAUCCUACUUGGGAAAAUAAUACUAUUCCGUGGCUGAAGAUUGUACCAGAAGGAUUUGGUAUCAUACUUAGAAAAUUAGCAAUUGAAUAUAAUAAUCCGCUCAUGUAUAUUACGGAAAAUGAUAUUUCCAGCGAAAAUACCAUCGACGAUGAUGAUAGAGUGAGAUAUUAUCAAAAAUACUUAAAAGAGAUGCUUAUUUCCAUACAUCAUCAUAAAGUUAAUAUUAAAGGUUAUCUCUUAUGGUAUUUCAUAGACAGUUUCGAAUGGACAAGUGGAUAUAGCCAAAAUUUUGGAAUUGUUCAUAUCAAUUUCAAUGAUCCAGAAAGGAAGAGAACGUUGAAAAAAUCUGCUUAUUAGUGGCGAGAAGUAAUAAAAUAUAGAACCUUGAACAUAUCCUCCUUUGGAAAUGAUACCACAUCUGGAACGUAAAUUUUCAUAAAGGAGACUAUAGUUUUCAAUUAUUUAUGAUUCUUUAGUUAUGAUUUUUUCAAAGCAAUUAAAACAACAUCUGUAAAAGUAGCAAUUGCUAUUCAUGAUCAUUCAACUCUAUAAAUAUUUUGGUAAAAUUUGUUUUAUAAUGAAACAUAAAAUGAGACAACUAUCUAUUCGACAUACAUUCGUAUAUUUAAUACUACAUUAGCAAAUUCAAUUUAUAAUUUUAAAGUUAUCAGGCUUAGCAAUUAAGAAUAUGAAUUUGCAUUAUUUUAUGGAAAAUUUUGAACUGUCACCUAAAUAAAUAGACAUUUAUUAAUGCUAAAUAGAAAUGCAAAAAUUAAAAAAGUUUGUGAUAAUACAUUUAUAUAAAUGUACUGUUUAUUAGGAUAUUCGAUAUAAAUUGCUCAAGAUGAUAAAUAAAUGAUAAAAGAUAUAAUAGCGCAUAAGACAUUUAAAGAGAGAUUUUUAAUUCGGUCGAAAUGGACAAGGUUCAACAAAUAAAAAAUAACGCGCAAGAACAUAAAAGCAGGAAGUCGAAAAGUGAGAUAAAGAAAAGGCGAUAUGGAAAUAGAAAUACGUCACGGUAAACAUGUCAAAAUUUAUCAAAAUAGAUAUGUUAAAAUAUAUUUAUAUUUUUACAGUAAAAUAA
This is a messenger RNA of Vespa crabro (European hornet), 2302 nucleotides long. Its product is annotated as myrosinase 1-like. Gene Ontology annotation, biological process: carbohydrate metabolic process. The record is from RefSeq and is a predicted model, not a curated record. Bases 427 to 1575 code for a protein of 382 amino acids. Lineage: Eukaryota; Metazoa; Arthropoda; Insecta; Hymenoptera; Vespidae. Gene Ontology annotation, molecular function: beta-glucosidase activity. The transcript is spliced from 6 exons.